CACUACUCUUUGUGGUUUGCAGUAAAGGGAUCUUAUAGGACUGGGUGCUUCUUCUUCUUCUGUACAGUUCUUUGUGCAUACAGGAGCUGCCUGUGUGCUUCACUUCUGCUGAUCAGUCAGUGAAAGCACAGGAUUUGAGCAAACAUGUGGCGUGCCCGUCCACAGAAAGAGCAGGUGCACCCUGCUCCGGGGUCUGACUGCUAAGCAUGCUUGGCAAAAGCCAGUCGACUCCCAGUAAGCUUGACUUGGUAAAAUCGGAGGCUUUUGACUCAUCGGACGAAUACGACAAAAUCACCAUGGCUGACCUGGUGGAAAGUCUGGAUGCCAGAGAGCUUGACCUUGAGGAGGGAGAUGAUUUAGACUACGAUGGGAACUACUUGGGUGACUGUCGCAUCCCCUUUUCUGCGGUGUAUGCCACUGUGGGCAGCAGGGAGAACAGCGCCAAAGUCUACCUGCCCACUGUGCCGGUCACUGCCCGCAUCUUGGAGGUUGAGCGGUUUACUGCAGCACAGGAUCGCUUUAACUUAUCACACCACAGGAGUGUGAAUAAGUCUCUCCCAGCAGUGUUUCGGAUUGAAAUGAAACAUGGCGAGUUCACCUGGGUGAUAAAGAGGAAGGAGAAACAUUUCCUGGAGCUGCACAGAGAGCUGAGGACCUACAAGGCCCUCAUGAGGAUACCACUGCCGUCACGCAGCCACACAGUGAGGAGGAAAACGGUGAAGAAAAGUGAGGUGAGGGAGAUGCCAACUUUGCCCCGGGGCGGAGGAGAUGAGCUGGCACGAGACGAGCAGGUUUCCAGCAGGAGGAGACAGUUGGAGGACUACCUGAAUGGUCUUCUGAAGAUGGCUUUGUACCGCAAACUCCACUAUACUAUGGAGUUCAUUGACGUCAGUCAGCUGUCGUUCAUUCAUGAUUUGGGGCCCAAAGGACUUGAGGGGAUGGUCUACAAGCGAUCAGGCGGACACCGCAUCCCCGGCUUGAACUGCUGCGGUCAGAAUCGAGCGUGCUACCGGUGGUCCAAACGCUGGCUCGUAGUGAAGGACUCAUUCCUGCUGUACAUGAAACCAGACUCGGGAGCAAUUUCCUUCGUCCUACUUGUCGAUAAAGAGUUCAACAUCAAGAUGGACUCCAAAGACACAGAGACCCAACAUGGAGUCCGCGUCGAUAGUCUCUCCAGGACCCUUGUGUUUAAAUGCAUCAGCUACAGAUAUGCUCGCUGGUGGGGUCAAAGCAUUGAGAACUUCGUGAGGAGCCAUGGGAAAGCUUUCCUCAGAGAUCACCGCUUUGGGUCGUUUGCACAAGAACAGGAAAACAUCCCAGCCAAAUGGUAUGUGAACGGAAAGACUUACAUGGAGGAUGUGGCUGAUGCUUUGGAAGAAGCUAAAGAGGAAAUCUUCAUCACUGACUGGUGGUUGAGUCCAGAAAUCUUCCUGAAAAGACCGGUGGUGGAGGGCAACAGAUGGCGGCUUGAUCAUAUCCUCAAACGUAAAGCACAACAAGGAGUUCGAAUCUUUGUGAUGCUAUAUAAGGAAGUGGAGCUCGCUUUGGGCAUCAAUUCAGGCUACAGCAAAAGGACACUCAUGCAUCUACACCCCAACAUCAAGGUGAUGCGCCAUCCAGACCACGUCUCCUCCUCCGUAUAUCUGUGGGCACACCACGAGAAGAUUGUGGUUAUUGACCAAUCGGUGGCCUUUGUGGGUGGGAUUGACCUGGCGUAUGGUCGCUGGGACGACGGAGAGCAUCGGCUGACAGAUGUCGGCAGCGUGACGCGCUCUGUUGCCUUGGAGCAGGGAUUGCUCCCCUCUGAUGGAGUAUCUGUGACUAAUGGUCAAGGGAAGCCGCCUGCAGAUUCGACAGACUUGCCUAAGCUGAAGGGAGUCGGGCGCACCCGGAUCGCCCGCUUCAGUCUGUACAGACACCUGCAAAAACACACCCUGCAGCAUGUGGACAGUGUUAGCAGUGUCGACAGUGCGGGGAGUGGUUCUGUGGGAAGCCUUAAAACUGAUGUCGGAGAGCUGCAGGGCAACACCCGUUUCUGGCACGGAAAAGACUACUGCAACUUCGUCUACAGGGACUGGAUCCAGCUGGAGAAACCUUUUGAUGACUUUAUUGAUAGGUACACCACUCCCAGAAUGCCGUGGCAUGACAUCGCCUCUGUGGUUCACGGCCGAGCUGCUCGAGAUGUGGCAAGGCAUUUUAUUCAGCGCUGGAAUUUCACCAAGAUUAUGAAGCCAAAGUAUCGCUCUCUGUCGUACCCGUUCCUGCUGCCCAAAUCUCAUUCUACAGCCAAUGAGCUUAAGUACCAGGUCCCAGGAAGUGUGAAUGCCAAAGUGCAGGUGUUGCGGUCUGCUUCAGAUUGGUCAGCAGGCAUAAAGUACCACGAGGAGUCCAUCCAUAACGCCUACAUCCAGGUCAUCGCCAAGAGCAAGCACUACAUCUACAUCGAGAAUCAGUUUUUCAUCAGCUGUGCCGACAACAAAACGGUUUAUAACAAGAUUGGAGACGCCAUCAUUGAGAGGAUCAUCAGAGCACACAAGGAAGGUAAGAAGUACCGCGUGUAUGUGGUGACGCCGCUGCUCCCCGGCUUUGAAGGUGACAUCACCACAGGAGGAGGGAACGCCAUCCAGGCUGUCAUGCACUUCAACUACAGAACCAUGAUCAGAGGAGAAUUUUCCAUAAUCUCCCAGCUAAAAAGAGAGAUGGACGAUCAGUGGAUGAACUACAUCUCCUUCGCUGGACUGCGGACUCACGCUGAGCUGGAAGGACGCCUCGUCACAGAGCUCAUCUACGUCCACAGCAAGAUGCUCAUCGCUGACGACAACACGGUCAUCAUUGGUUCUGCUAACAUCAAUGACAGAAGCAUGCUGGGUAAGCGUGACAGUGAAGUGGCGGUGAUUGUGGAGGACUUGGAAACGGUGCCAUCUCUGAUGGACGGACAGGAGUAUGAAGCUGGAGCGUACGCGCUGAAGCUGCGCCUUGAAUGUUUCAGGACCAUCCUGGGAGGUCACACGGAUUCCAGCAUCGACCUGGUCGACCCCAUCAGCGAUCGCUUCUACAAGGAGGUGUGGAUGACCACAGCCGGCCGCAAUGCCACCAUUUAUGAGAAGGUGUUUCGCUGCCUUCCCUCAUCGCUGGUGAGAAACAUGUCAGAGCUGGAGAAUUACCAGACCACGCCCGGUUUGGCCCAAACGGAGAAAGCCCGCGCUCAGGAGGAGCUGCGCAAAAUCCGAGGUUUCCUUGUGCAGUUUCCUCUGGACUUCCUGUCUGAACACAACCUCAUGCCCUCAGUUGGAACAAAGGAGUCCAUGGUCCCAACGGAGAUCUGGACGUGAGGGCCGUGAAGUCCUGAACAGAAACCCACAAACACCUAGGAGGGCUCGACUGUCUGGACAGUCCCUCAAUGUUGAGGAAAUCACUCAUGAUAUCGUAACCCAGACUUCAGACAGUGCUGGACAUUUAAAAAUUGCAACGCAAAAUCACUACACUGUAAAGUUUUUGCUUGUUAGUUGUUGGGUGUGUGUAAGGCCGCACGUUUUGUUUUCACAUUGAGGAAAACUGAAGUUUGGUGAAACAUUUUCACCUCUGGAUGCUGAGAUUUGGAAAGAAAUGAGCUGUUUGUUUAAGGGACCACAAAUAGGAAGUAGGAAUUAUCCUAUAAAAUACGUAGGAGAUGCUGCUGUCUGUGAUGUCAUCGCUUCACAAGUUGGAACUGGGAGUGGUGCUUGAGCCUGCAUUUAGGAACAUUUUAAGCUUUUAGGCAAAUUCACAAAGUUUUUAUUGAGUGAAAUAAAAAAAAAAUAAAUACUUUUCAGCCAUUAAACCUGGUUAUGACAGGUUUGACUUCAUAUGCAAUUAAAAUAUAUCCACAUGCCCAAAAUACAAACAUUUUAUGGGCCUGUUUUCUAUUUUUCAGAGCCGAGUUUGAUUAAGCAAUUCGGAUAUUGGCCACAAGAUGGUGCUACUUCCAAAAACAAGACAAGAUCUGAGUUUGUGCUGUCUUGGUCUCAAGAGAACAGCUUUUAACAAAUUCCAAUGUAAAAAUUCUAUUUAAAGAGAUAUUAUCUCAAUCUUAGAAGCUUUUAUGAUCCCAUGUAUUUUUGUUUGAAUUGGUUAUAGAAUAUUUAAUAUUUUUAGAUGACACAUUUCUGCUUAAAUAACACUUUUCUUUUUUGCUGGUUCAGGUCUGCUAGUUAAUUAUCAUUUGUGGUCGUGUUUCUUUUAGAUUACAUUUCUUUUACACAGUAUAUAUAUACAGAUCUUCCCAGAAUGUGAAAAUCACUUCUUUGGAACCACAUAUUGAAGCCAGUGGUACAUAAAUGCCUGAGGAUAAAGAGAAUGUCAAUCAAAAACAUACCUUGAAUAUUUUUUGGAGGCCCCUUUUUUCUCUCUUCCCAUGAUCCUGUCUUGACAAAGACAUGACGUAUCCCAUUCUUUGGAAUAUUCCCACGUUGUACGCCUCAAGGAAUUGAGCUGAAUUUUCCUGAAAAACAACUGGAUUGGGACCAAAAAUGUAAAGUGAAGGACUGCCAGAGAAGCACAUUUAAGGCAUUAUUGUCUGUGAUUUUUAUCAAUGCUGUAUUUUUGUGUUUAUUAUUUAUGAAAUAAAAAGCAUUUAACUUUC
This is a messenger RNA of Oryzias latipes (Japanese medaka), 4621 nucleotides long. RefSeq names its product phospholipase D1a (gene pld1a). Lineage: Eukaryota; Metazoa; Chordata; Actinopteri; Beloniformes; Adrianichthyidae. Gene Ontology annotation, molecular function: phosphatidylinositol binding; D-type glycerophospholipase activity. Gene Ontology annotation, biological process: intracellular signal transduction; regulation of vesicle-mediated transport; phosphatidic acid biosynthetic process. The record is from RefSeq and is a predicted model, not a curated record. Gene Ontology annotation, cellular component: plasma membrane region; intracellular membrane-bounded organelle.